Messenger RNA from Rhododendron vialii, 1385 nucleotides. Its product is annotated as fasciclin-like arabinogalactan protein 21. The record is from RefSeq and is a predicted model, not a curated record. The coding region runs from base 79 to 1143 and encodes 354 amino acids. Lineage: Eukaryota; Viridiplantae; Streptophyta; Magnoliopsida; Ericales; Ericaceae. The transcript has a single exon.
UCUUCUUUCCCUCCCAAAUAACGAACUGUACAAAGCGCGGGAACGGUUAGCUCCUCUCUCUCUCUCUCUCUCUCUCUCAUGGCGGAUUCUUGUUCACACUGGUGGCACUGCCCAUUCUACUUCGCCAUGUCCAUAACCCUCGCCCUCGUAGCAAUCUCCGCAUCCAUCCAUCUCAACCAAACCCCAUCACCCCAAACCCCCCUCCCCCACAACCUCUCCUUCGCCGCCUCCCUCACUCUUCGCAGACACGGCUUCGCCGCCACGGCCACCCUCCUCCAAAUCUCCCCCGAACUGCUCCUCUCCUCCCCCAAAACGACCCUCUUCGCCAUCCGAGACUCCGCCUUUUCCAACAUCUCCGCUCACCCGGAUUCCAUGAAACAACUCCUCAAGUACCACGCUUGUCCUUUCAGACUCCCAAUGGGAGAGCUCUCCAAGAAUCCCAACGGUACUUGUUUUUCCACCCUUGUUCCUCGCAAGAGCAUCGCAAUCACGAGGAUCGACCCAAAACAGGGGAGUCCCAGUUCGAUUGAGAUCAACAACGUGUUGAUUACCCAUCCGGAUUUGUUUCUCGGGGGACCCAUUUCGAUCCACGGUGUUCUUGGGCCUUUCUCUACGUUGCCCAUAAAGGAAACCGAUCGAGAUUGGGAAAUCACUCAGCCAUCCGUCUGCAAUUCCAGCGGCAUAAAAAUCUCAAGCGCAGGGGAAUUCAAGAACACGGUUGAGUGGAACCGGAUUGUGAGCUUUAUGAGUUCUAACGGGUUCGUGUCGUUUGCAAUCAGAUUGCGUUCGGUUCUUGAUGGGAUUCUUGUCGAUUACCCGGACUUGAACACGGUGACGAUUUUCGCCCCGUUGGAUUUCCUGUUCGUGACCCCGUCCUGGCCUCUGCUUGAUAGGAUGGUGAGGUUCCAUAUGGUUCCUCAGAGGCUCACUUUGGUCGAAUUGGCUCCGUUACCGGAGAAAUCGAUUUUGAGCACACUGGUUCCGGGUGGAAAUCUUGUGAUCACUAGAAAUGCUUAUUCUGUGAGGAGGGCGGUGGCUGUUAACGGAGUGGAGAUAGUAGCACCGGAUAGCUUUUCGUCGGAGCAUUUUGUGGUUCAUGGAAUUGCUGGAGCUUUUACGAUGGGGGAACUUCCCAGUUUGUGAAUUGGUUCAGAAUCAUAGUUAGGGCGAACAUUUUUCGCCGAUUGCGCUGUUGAUUCCAAAGACGAAGUAGAUUUGGAUUUGGAUUUCAUUGUAGCUCUUUUUUAAAAAAUUUGAGACCCAAUUCAAACUGGACCAAUGUAAAUGUGAAGAUAUGCUUAAUAGAUCCUUUUUUCCCCCUGUAGAUUUGGAUGAAUGUGGUAUAUAGUAUAUGGAGGAGUGCAGCUGAUCUUCGUGGUUCCUAC